UAAGAGAAAUUAAUCAGCUAAGCUCUACUCUGCUUAUCGUCGAGCUCGAAUCUGAUUUGAAAGGUUUGUGUAUCGAAUAUCGAUGGAGGACAUUUCCGACUUCCGCCAAUGAUUUUGAUCGGCCUCGAUGAACUUCCUUUCGGAUUCUUAAUACUUUGUACUGUUAGGGUUUUUUAGUUUCAGACAGGAUUGUUUUCUUGCUUCGUUCAACAGAUCUCAUUCGCUUGUUGAUCGGAACGACCGGAUUUUUUUAUAUUGAAUGUCUCGGGUAAAUCGUCUAUUCUUCGUGGUCUGCUCCUGUCCUGUCGGAUGAUGUUGUGAUUCUUUUAAGCAAUGCAAGUAUUGACUGCUUUAUUUGUUUGAUUUGCACUAUUAAAUCUAGUGCUGCUUUCCAUUGUAUUAGUAAUGGUUUCUGCGAAUGACCCAGUAGAUUCCUUCUUUAAUUCCCUUCACGCUGUUAAGGGUGCUCUUUUACCACUUGAAGCUGGAAUUCGUCGCGCUGCUAAGGAUCUAGAAUAUUGCUGGGCGGGUCCGAGAAGUGGGGCGAAUAAUCUUGAAUUGUUCCCCAAACUGAAUUUCGGUGCUGCCGAGAACAGUAAGAGGAGUUCUUCUCUAAAGAAGAAACAGUGCGAGGAAGUUGUUGAUGACAGAAAAAAAAACUUAUUGUUAAAAUUUCCGAUCAAGACGUUCUUGGGAACGUUUAUUCCCAACUCCGGAGCCAAUGACCGCAGGGCCGAGCUUCUGAAGAAAGGAUCCAAAGAAAAGGACUCAGUUGGAGAGAAGGUCUCUUGUACUAACUGCUUGCAGUUUGCAGUUACCUGGUCUUUGUUGCUUAACAAUUUUGUUCAGGCGUUUCCAAGUCCAUUCAAAAACGUAAGGAAACGUUUUCAGAAACAGGGUGCCCAAGACAAUAAUUGUUCAGAUUCAUGCAAAGAAUCAACAUCGUCAGGGGUGGCAUCUAAACCGAAGCAGAGGGAUGAUGUUCAAUUUUCUGGGUCAUUUCAGAACAAGGGCACAACGUGCAAGGAAGGGGACAAUUUGUCGUUGGAACUCCUUAUAGGUUUAAUAUUUGACCAGAUCACCCAAAAUCUUCAGAUAUUUGACCAGGGUAACCAGCAAACAUGUCAUAAGAGUGGUCAAGCCGAAACUUUGCCUAAAUUUGAUCACUUAGGGUUAAUUACAGGUAUACUUAAAGGGAAAAAGGCAGAUGUUGAUUACUUUCUUGGGAACUUGAGGUUUGCAAAAGUCGGAGGUGUGCCAUCAAGUCUAGUAGGAGCAACUUCUUCUGUCAAAGCAGAGAGUGAAGAUGACGUCUCUGCUGGUAACAGGGAAGAAACAGAAAGCAGUUCACCUAAGAAGCCCGCAAAUGGGUUGCUUAACAUUCCAUUAUCAAAUGUUGAGCGAUUGCGGUCCACACUCCCUACUGUUUCAUUGACAGAACUGAUUGAGCUUCUCCCUCAAAUAGGGAAGUCCUCUAAAGAACAUCCUGACAAGAAAAAGUUAUUCUCUGUGCAGGAUUUCUUCAGGUAUACUGAGUCUGAAGGAAGGCGGUUCUUUGAGGAGCUCGAUAGAGAUGGAGAUGGCCAGGUAACGCUAGAAGAUCUUGAAGUUGCCAUGAGAAAGAGAAAAUUACCUCGGAGAUAUGCUCGGGAAUUUAUGCACCGCACUCGAAGUCACUUAUUUUCAAAAUCGUUUCGGUUAAAACAGUUUUUGUCCUUGAUAGAGCAGAAGGAACCUACCAUUCUUCGGGCUUAUACAACUCUAUGUUUGAGCAAAUCUGGAACACUGCAAAAGAGUGAAAUCUUGACUUCUCUUAAAAAUGCUGGACUUCCAGCCAAUAAAGAUAACGCUGUUGCCAUGAUGCGCUUUCUGAAUGCUGACACCAAAGGAUCUAUAUCCUAUGGUCAUUUCCGAAAUUUCAUGUUACUUCUUCCUUCUGAUCGACUUGAAGAUGAUCCCCGGAAUAUAUGGUUUGAAGCUGCUACUGUUGUUGCUGUUGCACCACCGGUGGAAAUUCCUGCUGGAAGUGUUCUGAAAUCUGCGUUGGCAGGGGGGCUUGCUUGUGCGCUGUCCACUUCUCUAUUGCAUCCCGUUGAUACUAUGAAGACUCGAGUGCAAGCAUCAACACUCUCUUUCCCAGAACUUGUGUCAAAGCUUCCUCAAAUUGGAGUUCGGGGAUUGUAUCGGGGUUCUAUCCCCGCUAUUCUUGGUCAAUUUUCUAGCCAUGGAUUGCGAACUGGAACCUUUGAAGCAAGCAAGCUUAUAUUAGUAAAUGUGGCCCCAACACUUCCAGAAAUUCAGGUCCAAUCUGUAGCAUCCUUCUGCAGUACAAUAUUGGGAACAGCAGUGCGGAUUCCCUGUGAGGUAUUGAAGCAAAGGUUACAGGCUGGCAUUUUUGACAAUGUAGGUGAGGCAAUUUUGGGGACUUUGCAUAAAGAUGGGAUCAGGGGUUUUUUUCGGGGGACUGGUGCGACACUUUGCCGUGAAGUUCCUUUCUAUGUUGCUGGCAUGGGGCUCUAUGCUGAGUCCAAAAAGGUUGUGCAGCAGCUUUUGAAACGGGAUCUGGAGCCUUGGGAGACAAUUAUGGUUGGGGCUUUAUCUGGAGGGCUUGCUGCUGUUGUCACCACUCCAUUUGAUGUGCUGAAGACAAGGAUGAUGACCGCACCGCAGGGUCUGCGAGUGUCAACGUCAAUGAUAGUCUUCUCCAUCCUUCGUCGGGAAGGACCUCUUGGCCUUUUCAAGGGUGCAGUGCCUAGGUUCUUCUGGAUUGCACCUUUGGGUGCAAUGAAUUUUGCAGGCUACGAGCUCGCAAAGAAGGCUAUGGACAAGACCGAAGAGGGGACAGUUGAUUAGCUUCCUCAAAAGAGGCUGACCUCCUCUGGCUGAAAGUCACUGCUACAAGGGGAAAACAACAAUAUUUGGUACUGCCUUCCAUUUCCCGUUUAUGUAGGCUGGAUGAUUUAAGCUUUUCUGGCUUUAACAGCAUCUUAUGCUUCCAGUUUUCUGUCGAAAUCUCUGCUCGCUUUGUCGUGACAUUGUAAUAUCUGAGAUUAGGUAAUCGCUUCUUUUCUUUCA
Molecule: messenger RNA, 3075 nt
Organism: Telopea speciosissima
Lineage: Eukaryota; Viridiplantae; Streptophyta; Magnoliopsida; Proteales; Proteaceae
Product: calcium-binding mitochondrial carrier protein SCaMC-1-B-like
Exons: 7
Coding region: 406-2853 (815 amino acids)
Biological process (GO): transmembrane transport
Cellular component (GO): mitochondrial inner membrane
Molecular function (GO): calcium ion binding; S-adenosyl-L-methionine transmembrane transporter activity
Source: RefSeq, a predicted model, not a curated record